ACAGGUUUGUCUUCCAUUUUCAAAAGCAGAUCUUCUGAACAGAAAAGAUGCCAACCUGGAGUCAAAAAGAUUUUCAAAUCUUUAUCUAGAGAUUCAAGAACAAAAUCAAAGCUUUUGUCAGAGGCUGCCCCCACUUACUUGUUUUCUACAUGGCAGGGUGGGCCUGCUCUAGUCGUGUGAAGUCUGUUCUUCAGUAUUUUAAACUCCAUGUUUGAGGAGGAUGAAUUCCCAAACUCUCAGGAUGGGCACCUCAGACUAAACAUGUCCACCUGUUAACUACUCUCUACCUCCAGUGCCAACUCAGUUCCCAAGUAAGUGCCAGGAUUGUCCUCGACUUUCCCUCCCCUCUCUCCUGUUUCUUCUCCUGAAGUUCAUUCAUUCAUCAGGCCUUGAGAGCUGGUGGGAAGGAUACUCUGGAAAGAACACUGAAUAUUCAGAAGGAAAGAGACGGGUUGAAUAGUAUCCGGUUCUUGGGCGGCAGGAGUGGGUAGCUUCAAAUAGAGUUGUACUUGGCCUUAUUGAAGAGGAAGAAAAGCACCUCCGCUGAACAUGUGAGCAGAUAAGAGGCUUGCAUAUAUAGGGAGAAAGCUGAGAGAUGAUCAGUCUGAUAAUCUGGCAGCUUUUAUUUUCCUGUAAUGUAGGUCAUCUUCUGAGAAGAAGAGGGGAUGUGGAAGAGUCAGAGAUUUGCUAAGUAUGGAGAAAGAGUGAGAAAAUUAGUUUCAGCGAAUGUGAAAGAGGAGUGCUCUGAAACGAGUACCAGGACUCCUAGCUGCAUUAAAGCAUUUUCAGAUUAGAGAUAAUGAAUUUAUAAUCCAGCAAAUCUGACCUGUUGUAAACACACUUGGCUUCUCAGAUAUUGACAGGGAGAAACAGGUAAUUAAUACCAAACACAGGAAAAUGAUUUUGUUGAACAAGUGAGACAAAAAAAAAAUUUCAAGGGAGUUAGUGUUUUGGCAGAAGUGAAACAUUACGGAAUCAAGGUGGGCAUGAAGAAAAGUGAAGGAAGACGCAGUUUGAUAGGUUAGAUUGAAGACAGGACUGGGGAUACCGAUAAGAUAAAAGCAUUUUCAUGUUGGAAGAAGACAAACGAGCAAACUAGAAAUGUAAGGGUGUUUGUAGAGGUCAGGAAGUCUUACUAAGACAUUUUCUGGGGCGAGUGCCUUGUAGGGGGAAGUAAUUUGAUUGAUUGAUUGAUUGAUUUAAUGGAGGUACUGAGGUUGAACCCAGAACCUCGUGCAUGCUAAGCACGCAGUUUACCACUGAGCUAUAUCCUCCCCUCUAACAAGACAUUUUCAGAUGAAACAUUUAAGGUAUGACAAGGACAAAAGUGUUCCGAUGGGAGGGGUUGGCUGAGGCAGAGUGCAACAGUCACUUAGAGAUGGCGAGGCAGAGAAAUCAAGUGGCCAGCAUGUAAGAGGAUGGUGCAUGUGGACGCUGAUGGAUCGGAGGGCUGUGGUUCAUCGCUGCGAAUUAUGAGGUACCUGGGAGGACAUCAGCGACAAUGAGAAGAGGGAAAAUGAACUUUAGUGAGACUCAAACACGCGGGAGAGGCUUGAGGAAGAUGAUAGAAGUACCAUGAUUCUCAGUUAUCAGUACAUUGAUAUUACACAGAAACACGGAAAGAUAUCAAGGUUGAGCUGAAGCAAUCCAAGUCUUUUCAGGAAAAAUGCUAAAGAAUAAGCAAAACAAAGGUACUGCAAACAAACAAGAGGUCAUCUACACAGAACCGAAAUUUUCCAGAUCUCCACAGAAGCGAAAAACACCUGAGACAAACCAGAGCAAUGUAAUAUCGGGUGAACAGCAAGUAAACUACAUGGAACUGAAAUUUCCCAGAUCUUCUCACCAUCAGCACAGAGAAAGGUUGUUUAGGAAAAAAAGAAAAGACCACCAAUCUAGAGCAUGGCAAGUGACAGCUGGGAGUCUAGGGGUCUUGUGUGUGGUCUUGAUGGCGACAUUUGGGAUCCUGCUUGCAAAUAAACUAAUUACUACCAUGAUUUUUGCCGUAGAAUUUUUUCGCAGAGAAGACGAAAAUGGGAAAAUCUCACCUAUUCCCACUCUAUCUUCUCCAAAUGGUGAAUGUUCCUGUGAUCUUUGUUCAACCCACUGGAUUGGAUUUGGAAACAGUUUUUAUCAUCUUUACAAUACACCCAAAAGCUGGGCAGACAGCCAUGCUGCCUGUGCAGAGCUGAAUGCCCACCUUCUAAAGAUAGAUACCGAUGAAGAGCUGGAAAUUCUGUCAAUGUUUCAAAUGAGAGGAUGGGUAGGUCUCAAAAUCAAUAAAACCGGUAUGUCCUGGUUAUGGGAAGAUGGCACCAAAGUAGUCGAAAGCCUAUUAAAAUUUCUGAAAAUGGAGAACCAUAGUUGUGCAUAUGCAGAAGGAAAUUAUGUUUUUAGUAAUAACUGUUCAUCUGAGAAGAGUUAUAUCUGUAGCAUGCAUUGUUGCCUUUCACACUGAUAAACAUUGUCUCAUGUCUAACAAAGGAAAGGCACAAAGAUCCUUCAGCCUACAUGGAGUAUGGAGUAAGCCCCCGUUUGGAACUUUGUAAUACUCCUUAUACAAACAGUCCUCCUUACACAAGGGAACUGUGAAAGGUAGGGAGGAAGGAGAUGAUAUGCAGAGUCGCUGUCUGUGUAGCUGUAGCUGAUUAUGAGGCCAAACUUGAUCAUUAUAAUGUCCUUCUUAAUUACUUACUCCAUGUCUAUUUUUGCUAUUUGGGUUUGUUAACUGGUAACAUGACCCAAAGCUUUAUUGCCCCUGUAUCCAAAACCCUAUCUCCGUAGUAUUACAGGUGUUACUCAUUGAAUAUUAUCACUGAAGACGUGGAUCCUGGAAAGCUCCCGAAUGAAUCACCAGUGUUCCAAGCAUAGCUCUCUUUAUCCUCAACAACCUAAUAUUACCAUGAAAACUGCUAUCAGUAACUCUACCCUCUAUAGCAAGUCUCUGCUUCCUUGUCCAGUGGAAUGGGGUUCAAAAGGCUAGAGAAAAGCCACAAGAUGAUCAUCUUGUCCAUUUGUUUAUUGAGAAUUUCAUUUGCAGUAGAUUCACUCUAUUGCUAAUUGGGGCAGUAUGCAAAUAUCUUCACAUUCUUUUCUUACUCUAAUUAAUUUGUGUCAUUCUGCCAAGACUCUGAUCAACUUGAAAUCCACUCGUCACAGUGAAAAACAGAUGGACGGUGUGGAGUAUUGACCACUGGAUUGUCCUUGUUUCACCAUUUUCUUACAAGGAAAAUGCUAAGUGGAAUUUUAAUACAGCAGCUGUCCAUUUGGAGCUAGU
This is a messenger RNA of Camelus dromedarius (Arabian camel), 3274 nucleotides long. Its product is annotated as killer cell lectin-like receptor subfamily I member 1. The transcript has 8 exons. NCBI's taxonomy places the organism in Eukaryota, Metazoa, Chordata, Mammalia, Artiodactyla, Camelidae. Gene Ontology annotation, cellular component: external side of plasma membrane; plasma membrane. Gene Ontology annotation, biological process: stimulatory C-type lectin receptor signaling pathway; positive regulation of natural killer cell mediated cytotoxicity. Gene Ontology annotation, molecular function: transmembrane signaling receptor activity. The coding region runs from base 1667 to 2455 and encodes 262 amino acids. The record is from RefSeq and is a predicted model, not a curated record.